AUGUUGAGCAACUUAAAUGUAGUGUCGCUGUACCUCGACCCCCAAAUACGGGACUGGGUACUCUUCCCGAUCACCCUUGUAAUGAUAUUGGUUGGGAUACUGCGUCAUUAUGUUGUCAUUUUACUGCAGUCACCACCAAAAAAACUGUCCAGAGCUGCCAUUCGGGAACAGCGUGCUCUGGUUCAUUCGCAGGUAUUACGUGCGACAUCCACUAACUCCCCCGUGCCAGAGUCGUUCUACAAGUCUAUAUCUCAGAAUCUCUCGCAAGCCUUCACAGCCGGCACCUAUCUGAAGGACGGUCCUCCGCAGGGAGAUGCGCCCUCGACUCCCCCAAAUCCCCUCUCUGACCCAAAUGCAAUGGACGGUAUGAUGGCGGGAAUGAAGACUCAGAUGGUCAUGAUGGUCCCGCAAAUGGUUAUCAUGGGAUGGAUAAAUUUCUUCUUCCAAGGGUUUGUGCUUAUCAAGUUACCGUUCCCUCUGACCCUCGGCUUCAAGUCUAUGCUCCAGCGCGGUAUUGAAACACCCGACAUGGACGUCAGAUGGGUCUCUUCUCUGUCCUGGUACUUCCUCAACUUCUUCGGUCUGAAUGGCUUGUACCGCCUGAUCCUUGGCGGAGAUAACGCUGCUGACGCUGCGCGUGAUAUGGCGACUCCAUUCGCGGCCGGGGUCCCGCAAGCGCCGGGACAAGCUCAGGAUUACAACAAGCUACUCAUAGCGGAGAAGGAUAAUCUUGAGCUUGCCGAAGGGUUGUACUCUUGGGUAGGGAAGGACGUGGAACAGAGGGUGCUUAGAAGAUAUGGGAAAUUCCCUCCAUCGUCGUAG
Molecule: messenger RNA, 822 nt
Organism: Gloeophyllum trabeum ATCC 11539
Lineage: Eukaryota; Fungi; Basidiomycota; Agaricomycetes; Gloeophyllales; Gloeophyllaceae
Exons: 6
Coding region: 1-822 (273 amino acids)
Biological process (GO): protein folding in endoplasmic reticulum
Cellular component (GO): membrane; EMC complex
Source: RefSeq, a predicted model, not a curated record